Molecule: messenger RNA, 6240 nt
Organism: Monascus purpureus
Lineage: Eukaryota; Fungi; Ascomycota; Eurotiomycetes; Eurotiales; Aspergillaceae
Source: the annotation of a GenBank genome assembly
AUGUCGACAGAUAAUUCUCGAUCCGGGCCCGUCCUCGAGCAAAAGGAUCAUUCUGCCUGUGUUGAAGGGAUCAUCGGCAGCACUUCGGCGCUCAACACCCUGCAGUCUGGCCUACGAUUUGAUGUCAGCCCCGAUUUUAUCAACAAAACAACUGCUCCUUUUAUCCGAUACCUGUCUGACCCUGCUGUCAAGCUGCUCUGUAAUGGUCAGUUCCUCCAGGACCUGCUGGUGGUCAUUGUCGAGCCGCGCACGCUGUGGAAUGCUUUCGUGGAAGCAUUCAAGAAUCGAGCCCUGGACGAGAAUGCCAUCUAUGCCUUUGCAUGGAUGCUUAUGGAACUCCUGUCAUUGCCUCCUUCAAACCAUAUCGAUAUUAUUGCGGAUGCACAGAAUGCUGUCGAUGAUGGUUCUUUGCUCACAUCGUCCUCCCUGGAGAUUCGUACUCUGGGACACAAGAUCAAAAACCUCCUUCUGAUCAAGGAAUCCAAUACUUCCAUCGACCCAGACUUUUCUCCUGGAGGUCGUCACGACAAUGACCUUGUCGACUUCCGAAAAAUUGCCAUUUACCCAACAUCCGAAGAGUUCGUCUCGACUGAGAAACCGUUCUAUCGCCGUGCCCACGAGGUGUCUGAUCUGGCCCCUGAAACUCGCAUUGCUGCUCACCUGGACAACCAGUUCCGUCUGUUGCGCGAAGAUAUGCUCUCUGAGCUCCGCAAUGAUAUACAGACUGCCCAAGGCCCGAAAAAGGGCCAACGACGCGCCUUCAUUUUACGGAAUCUCUCCCUCAACGGCAUAGAUUGCGGUGACCACAAUCGAAGGAAGCAAUGCUCGUUGUUAUUCAGUUGCGGGUCGGGCCUGGGAAAGCUGACGUCUAUCGUGAAGAAGACUGAUCGGCGGGACUUCCUGAAGCAAAACGGGAAUUAUCUCAGACAUCGCUCUUAUGGCUGCUUGAUGCGCCAGGGGGAGAUAGUUUCCUUUGUGACUGUUGAUAGAGAUAUUGACAAACUUGCCUCGGAUCCCCCCGUGAUUGUACUACAGAUUGCAGAUGAGGCACUCAAGAAGACCCUUCUGUACUUGAAGAUGUACAAAGACGUGGAGUUCUUGUUAGUCGAUACGCCUUUUUUCGCUUACGAACCAGUAUUGAAAUGUCUCCAGGAGACCAUGGAUCUCACAUUGGCAGAGGAGCUGUUCUUCUAUCGACAAGGGAAGCAGCUGGCGCUGUUUGAUCUUGCGCCUCCUUCGCUCGUAGAAGAUCUCUGCGAGAAUGGCUCCGGUAAUAUCCAAGACAUACUGGGGACUUCCAAGCCCGUCACCCUUGAUUCUUCCCAACUGCAGUCUUUGAUUGCAGGGCUUACGCAGCGGUUGAGUCUCAUCCAGGGUCCUCCAGGAACCGGGAAGUCUUUCAUCGGUGCUUUACUGGCCAAAGCUCUCUACGAUCAUACAAAAGAAACAAUCCUUGUCCUUUGCUAUACCAAUCAUGCCCUUGAUCAAUUCCUGGAGGAUCUAAUGGAUAUCGGAAUUGACGAGUGUGCUAUUGUCCGGCUAGGCUCCAAAUACACAAAUCGAACCCAUCCUCUUCUUCUUUCGCAACAGAAAGCUUUGUAUACGCGUUCUAGAAACGCCUGGAAUGCUAUUGACAAAUACAAAGCUGAUGCGUAUACCCUAGAGCAGUCCUUGAUGAAAGAUUUCAAAAGCUAUGAGGAUUUCAACGUCAGUAACCGGGACUUCUUGGACUUCCUGGAAUUCGAAGACCCCGUUUUCUACAACGCUUUCAACAUCUCACAAGAUAACGGGAUGGCCUUCGUAGGGGGUUAUGGAAAGGAAAUGACAUCAGAGAGUCUCAUAAAUGACUGGAAAAAAGGAAAAAAGCUGAAGGCCUUUGUGGAGACCCUUUCCAAUGAUGCCCGGAGGGUGUGGGAUAUGGACCGUGAAACACGACUGGACCAUAUCCGUCGAUGGACGAAUAUCCUCCUGGAAGAAAAAGUGAUGAAUAUCUAUGGACAUGCCCAGCGUUACAACCAGUGCCAGCACAGACUGGAAAGCCUGUGGAAUGAGAGGAUACCAGCAACCCUGAAGUUGAAACGCAUCAUCGGCUGCACAACCACAGCGGCUGCCAUGUACUCUCACAACCUCCGCAGCGUGUCUCCUGGUAUUGUAUUACUCGAGGAAGCAGGUGAAAUUCUCGAAUCUCAUGUCCUUACAGCGAUGAACUCCAAGACAAAAAAGUUGGUCCUUAUAGGUGACCACAAGCAGCUCCGACCGAAGGUUGAUAAUUACGCCCUGACUGUGGAAAAGGGGGAUGGUUACGACCUCAAUCGUUCCCUCUUCGAGAGACUGGUUCUGGCUGGUUAUCCACACACGACCUUGUCGAAGCAGCAUCGCAUGUGCCCUGAGAUUUCAGCGCUUAUCAAGAAACUUACCUACCCCGAUCUGCAGGAUGAUCCGAAGACUAUGAACCGUCCUUUCCCACGCGGCUUACAAGACCGUGUUAUCUUUAUUGACCAUGAGCACCCUGAGGACAAUUUUAUGGAGAUUUCUGAUCGCUGUGAUGAAGGGGCCAAGGGAAGCAAGCAGAAUCUCUUCGAAGUGGAAAUCGUCCUAAAGAUCGUGCGGUAUCUUGGUCAGCAGGGCUAUGGAACUGAUAAAUUAGUCGUCCUUACACCUUAUCUGGGACAGCUUCAGCUUCUUCGAGAGUGUUUGCGCAAGGAGAAUGACCCCGUUCUCAAUGACUUGGAUUCUCACGAUCUCGUGAAGGCUGGCUUGUUGACACAAGCCAGCGCGAAACACUCCAACCGUAAGAUUCGGAUAUCUACGAUUGACAAUUAUCAGGGUGAGGAAAGCGACAUCGUAAUUGCAACACUGACGAGAAGUAAUAGAGACGGGAACAUAGGGUUUAUGGCAGCGCCCCAGCGUCUGAAUGUCUUGCUUUCCAGAGCACGCAACGUUCUGAUUAUGGUCGGUAAUUCCAAAACGUUCAUCAACAGCCGCAAAGGCAAAGAUGCCUGGACUCCCUUCAUCGAGCAACUGAAAGAAAAAGGACACCUGUAUGACGGGCUUCCUGUCAAGUGCGAACAACAUCCUGAUAGAACGGCAAUUCUGCAAACCAAGGAGGAUUUUGAUACGGAGUGCCCCGACGGAGGUUGUUCCGCGCCUUGUGGCGUGAAACUCAGCUGUGGAGUCCAUGAAUGUCCACAAAAAUGUCACCAGCUGUCAGAUCACUCCAAGAUGCGAUGCUACAAGAUCGUCAAGUGGAUAUGCAAUCGGGGCCAUGAAGCGUCAACGCUCUGUUUUCAAGUAGAUGGCCUGUGCCGUACAUGUGACACCGAGGACCGAGCAAAGGAACUUAGGCGUCAACGGGACCUGAAACUUGAUCAGGAGCGUGAAAAACGGAAGAGAGAACAUGCGCAGAAGCUGGCUGAGUUGCAGGAUAAAAUUGAACAUGAGAGACGUAUACGGAAGGAACAGUUCGAAAAUGAGGAGAGAGAAAGGGUUAUACAGCAACUUCAGGAUGAUCAUGCUCGUCUGAAGAGAAGAGACAACUUAUCUCAUCCCAAGUCGGAGAAGAGCCAUGACCCAGCUAACCGGACUGUCAGCCUUAAUGGGGAUAUGACAGAAGAAACUGGAUCACCUGGGGCUGACGCCCAACAACCAAAUCCAGAUGAUGCAAGGGGCUUCAAACAUAUUUCAACUGCUAGAGAUGAGUGGGAAAAACAGAAAUUCGAGGGCGCCCAAAACGAUGAAAUAGACUCAUUGAUGGAGAUGAUUGGGCUUGAAGACGUGAAAAAGAAAUUCCUCGACAUCAAAGACCGGGUGGACACUGCAAUUCGACAGAAAAUCGACUUGAAAGAUGAACGAUUUGGUUCCGUGCUUGUUGGAAAUCCGGGAACAGGCAAAACAACCGUAGCUCGUCUCUAUGCCAAGUUUCUUGCCUCUGUUGGUGUUCUUCCGGGAAGCUGUUUCGUCGAGACAACAGGCUCAAGACUGGCAAACGAAGGCGUCUCCGGAUGUCAAAAGCAGCUUGAGAAUCUAUUAAACAGCGGCGGUGGUGCGCUCUUUAUCGAUGAAGCGUACCAGCUAACUGGAGAGAAUUCCCCCCGCGCCCAAGUACUGGACUUUCUUCUCGCCGAAGUCGAAAACUUGACGGGUAAGGUUGUCGUGAUUCUAGCAGGGUACAGGAGCCAUAUGGAGAAAAUUUUCGCACAUAACCCGGGCCUGCCCAGUCGGUUUCCACAUGAGUAUAAGUUCGAUGACUAUGAAGACCACGAGUUGAGGCAAAUCCUGGAAUAUAAGAUCACCAAAAAAUACAAAGGAGAGAUGCAAGUUGAGGGCGGUCUUGGCGGUCUCUACUGUCGUAUUGUUGCCCGGAGGAUUGGAUACGGACGUGGGAAGGAGGGCUUUGGAAAUGCGAGAGCCGUCGAGAAUACCUUCUCACGUAUCUGUGAGCGACAGUCCAAACGGAUUGCGAAGGAGAGACGGGAGAAAAAGUCAGUAAAUGACAUGCUAUUGACCCGAGAAGACUUGAUCGGGCCAGAACCAAAACAAGUUCUCGAGACCUGUCCCUCCUGGAGAAAGAUGCAGACCAUGAUUGGCCUGAGUGCGGUGAAGAAGAAUGUUCGGGCUUUGCUGGAUAGCAUCCAAUAUAAUUACCAGCGCGAACUGGAAGAGAAACCUCUGAUGGAAUUCACUUUGAACCGUGUAUUCCUCGGCUCGCCUGGGACUGGCAAAACAACGGUCGCAAAGUUGUACGGCCAGAUUUUGGCAGACAUCGGCUUGCUUUCGAACGGUGAAGUGAUCGUGAAGAAUCCGGCGGAUUUUGUCGGCAGUUAUAUUGGUCAUUCUGAGAGGAAUACCAAAGGAAUUUUGGCAUCGACAGUAGGCAAAGUUCUCGUCAUUGACGAGGCAUAUGGACUGUAUGGAGGAGGCAGGAGCAAUGACAGUGGCUGGAAUGGUGAUAUUUUCAGAACGGCCGUCGUGGAUACAAUCGUAGCGGAGGUUCAGAGUACUCUUGGGGAUGACCGAUGCGUGUUGCUUCUCGGCUACAAGGAGCAGAUGGAGGAGAUGUUCCAAAAUGUGAAUCCUGGAUUGAGUCGACGGUUUCCACUGGACUCGGCAUUCGUGUUUGAGGAUUUUACCGACGACGAAAUUGGCCAGGUUUUUGACCUCAAACUCAAGCAGCAAGGCCUCGAUACUACAGAUCAAGGGAGAAAAGUGGCACUGGAAGUCCUUGGCCGAGCUCGCAAUAAGCCAAACUUUGGGAACGCCGGAGAGGUUGAUAUCUUGCUGAACUUGGCCAAAAUGAGAUUUCAACAGCGUUUGUCAACGGAAAAUUCGUUGACGUCCAUAUUGCAACCGCAGGAUUUUGAUGAGGAUUUUGAUAGGGGAGUAAGGGCAGAAACGAACAUCCGGGCGCUUUUUGACGGUGUCGUUGGCUGCGAAGAUAUCAUAACGCAGUUGGAAGGAUAUCGCCAGACGGUGAGAAGUAUGCGACAAUUGGACAUGGAUCCUCGAGAGCAGGUUCCGUUCAACUUCCUCUUCCGUGGUCCUCCAGGCACAGGCAAGACAACCACAGCAAGAAAGAUGGGUAAGGUAUAUUACGAUAUGGGGCUUCUGUCGAAUGCAAGUGUCGUUGAUUGCUCUGCUACGGACUUGAUCGGACAGUACAUUGGAUGGACUGGACGAAAGACUCAGCAGCUAUUAGAAAAGGCGCUUGGAAAAGUCCUAUUUAUCGAUGAAGCGUAUCGUCUCGCAGAUGGCCAAUUCGCGAAGGAAGCGAUGGAUGAGAUAGUUGACUGUAUCACGAAGCCAAAAUUUGCGCAGAAGCUCAUCAUAAUCCUCGCAGGGUAUGAUGCGGAUAUCAACCGGCUCAUGUCCAUAAAUCCUGGUCUAACCAGUCGCUUCCCGGAAUCGGUUGAAUUCAAAGGGCUAGCUCCUGAUGACUGUAUCAAGUUAUUGACGGAAUUGCUACUAAAGCAGAAGAAGAAGAUUCAACAGAAACGAAUAGAGUUUGAUAUGGGCGUUUUGGAGGCACCGAAUGCUGACUUUUCACAAGAACUGCGCCAUCGUUUUGGAGCAUUGUCGCGGAGUCCUGGCUGGGCUAACGCACGCGAUGUUGACUGCUUGGCCAGGAGCAUCUUUCGAAAGACAGUUACAUGUAUUUCUCAAGGAAAGGUCACGGUGGACAGGACAGUGAUUACUACAGAGAUGGACGCGAUGAUCAACGACCGCAUGCGCCGGGCUGCGUGA